AACAAUCUCCAUGCAGGUUUUCCUUCUCCAGAUCAGGAAGUGAGCCUGAACACCAGCAUCCAUCUGCCUUCACUGUUACUCCGCAUAGUUCUGAGCUUAUCAGGAUGUGUGAGGAUCAGCAGCGAUCUGGUGUGAGUGGUGUGUGUGAGGUGUGGGAUGUGGUGGUGGUUGGAGGAGGAUUGUCGGGUCUCUGCGCUGCGCGUCGGCUGAAGGAGAGGAACCAGAAGCUCCGAGUGCUGGUGCUGGAGGCCAAAGAUCGUGUAGGGGGUCGAACUCUGACUCUGAGUCUUCCAGCAUCCAAUGGCCGUGACUCCUGGGACAUGGGUGGGCAGUGGGUGGGCAGCACUCAGACUCACGUUAUGGACCUCAUCCAGGAGCUGGGGCUGGAGGUUUACCCGCAGUUCACCGAGGGAAAAAAAGUCCAUCAGAUAGGGGGCGCUAAUGCUAAGAUCAGCACCUACACCUCCAGCAUUCCAUCCUUCUCUCCACUCGUCCUGCUGGACCUCAUGCUCUUUUUGUGGAGGGUGGAGCGUCUGUGUAAGAGUGUGUGUGUGAAGAAUCCCAUGGAGACUCCGGAUGCUGUGCAGCUGGACAGCAUGACACUGCAGUCCUACAUAGAAAAACACAUCUGGACCACGCAGUUAACAGAGGUUUUGGAGCUGUGCACUCGUUCCGUGUGAAUGGAACCUUCCCAAAUGUCCUUCCUGUACUUUCUGAUGUACAGCGCAGCGGGGGGCGGAGUCAUGAGACUGCUGGAGACCACGCCUGGGUCAGCGCAGGAGUUCAAGGUCAAGGGAGGCACUCAGCAGCUGUCAGAGCGAAUCUCAGAGCAGCUCGGGAAAGAGAAUGUGCGUUUGGGAUCAGCAGUGAAGGCCAUAUGGCAGAAUGAAGAGAGUGUGGAGGUGAAGACCGCCAUGAGCACAAUCACAUGCAAAGCCGUCAUUGUUUCUUGCCCUCCUCACAUGGCAGCUCUGAUCGAGUACCGGCCCGCCUUGCCUUUGGAGCACCAGCGUCUUGCACAGUCAAUGCCCGUGGGUCACAUGACCAAGUUUAUCAUCACAUAUCCUACAGCAUUCUGGAAGCAGAAAGGCUACUCGGGAGAGAUCUUGGCACGUCCCUCUAUCCAAUGCCCUUUCGGGGUCACCUUUGAUGCCAGCAGUCCCAGCGGGAGCCCGGCGCUGGUGGGUUUCAUCGCCGGGGUUCAGUCCUGCUACUGGAACAGCCGAGAGACCGAGGAGAGACGAGAUGCCGUUGUUAGCAGCCUGGUGAAGUAUCUGGGCCCUGAAGCCGCCUCCUACAUUCACUACCAGGAGAAAGACUGGGCUGAAGAGGAAUACAACGGAGGAUGUCCUGUUAACGUCAUGGGUCCUGGAAUGCUGACGUUCUACCAUCCCGGUCUCCGUAAACCAUGUGGAAGGAUCUUCUGGGCGGGAACAGAGACGGCGAUGCAGUGGUGUGGUUACCUGAGUGGUGCCGUUCAGUCUGGCAAUCGGGCAGCUCUUGAAGUUCUCGCAGACGUUUCUCCAGACGUUCUGUCUCAGAGCGAACUCCAAGAAGUGAAAGCAGACCUUAUAAGGGCACCGCUGGAUUUAUCCCGGGUUUGGGAUUGCACCCAUGGUUCCGUUACUUCAUCCCGCCUCCUGGCUGGUCUGACUGUCAUGGUUGUCGCUGUGGGCGGGGCAGUGCUCUUGCUCAAACCAGGAUUGGCCAAAAAUUGUCUCAGUCAUGUUUUGGCUGUAGUUUAGAGAUGAUUAAUGAUGAUGGUUUGGUUUUUCAUCAGGAGAAUUCUGUUAUUACAUGUGUCUCAUUCUGAGUAUUUGUUCAUGAAUGUUUUUAGUGUAUGUAAUAAAUA
Molecule: messenger RNA, 1852 nt
Organism: Silurus meridionalis
Lineage: Eukaryota; Metazoa; Chordata; Actinopteri; Siluriformes; Siluridae
Product: probable flavin-containing monoamine oxidase A
Molecular function (GO): oxidoreductase activity
Source: RefSeq, a predicted model, not a curated record